This is a messenger RNA of Bacillus rossius redtenbacheri, 3491 nucleotides long. RefSeq lists its product as uncharacterized. Bases 995 to 3220 code for a protein of 741 amino acids. The transcript is spliced from 10 exons. NCBI's taxonomy places the organism in Eukaryota, Metazoa, Arthropoda, Insecta, Phasmatodea, Bacillidae. The record is from RefSeq and is a predicted model, not a curated record.
UAUCACGUAAAAUUAUCGUCCGUAAACAGACUUUACAGACAACCCCCUUUUUUUGUCAAACAGUUACUCUGAUUUCAUAAAAUUUCUGUAGUUAUAUUUCUACACUCGUCUAGUAACACCGAACUUUCCAUUGAUUCUACUAAAAAUUAAUUACCCUAUACUCCUGUGCUGUUUUCUGCUUGCAAUAUUUGAGGCAAAGGACAUGGAAUUUCAGCAGUGGCAUCUAAUUCUGAAGUAGAAGCAAGUACAGAAUUUUUAGAUCUUUCUUUGGAGAUAUGUCAUUUAUUCACUUUCCCUUAGAAUAAUUUCCUUUAACAGCUCUGGUCGAACAUAGUUUUCCCAAGUUUGUAGGAUGUAGGUUUUUGAACUAAUAUGUUCAUUGUUAACAUAAUAAAGAGCUGCAGCAACGUGUUUACAGCAGUUUCAAAGUCCUGCGAGGCUACAACAUUUUAUACUUAUAAUAUUUCUUUUGUUGUCAAUUUAUGAAAACAGAAUAAUGAAUGAAUAAACGAAAAAAACAUAACAGUGAAAUAUAAAUGCACAAAGAUAAAUUACUUAACACAAGAGUUACUUGUACUUGGUAGGGUGGAAGUGAAACAGACAUUUGCUGAAUAACUUUUGAUUUUGAUACAGACAAGUCACCUCUGUUUACUUCUUUGACAUUAUUCAGACGUGCACUAAUGCAUAUGGUUUUUAAUUUCAACAGUACAUAUCACUAAUGAUGAUAUUUUCAAUCAGCAGGAAAGCACAUGUAGUAUCUACACCACACAUGCAGUCCGUGUCCCGGGGAUCAAUGGGUCGCGACUCGUGACGGUCCUGCAAGCUGCUAGCUAGUGAAACACUGCGCAGCGCCAGACCCGUGCACGGAGCCUGCAGUGACAGCUGUUGUCAGGAGAUGAAGAGAGCAUCAGUGCAGCAGCAGUUGCCAAGGAGAUUAUCAGGAAAAGGUUGAAGGCUUCCAUGAGCUUCAUGGGACAGUGUAAACAGUGUGACAAUGAGCCAACCAGAGCAGUCGGAAGCAAAACUUGACGAGUGCUUUGUUUUAUAUCUGUCGUUCGCCACAGCAGCGUUGCAACAUGUUCGGGCGCACGAAGAGCCACUGUGUCGGGCGUGGCUGCACAAGCUCGGAGCCCAGCCGGCCGUGGGGGGAGCCUCCAAGAAGGUGCGGAACGUGUACAUGUUCAACCUAGUCCUGCAGAUGCAAGAAGGGGCCCUCAAGACCCCCUUCUCGACACCGCCGCCUGCCGGCAAGCUCAGGCCCCCCGCCGAAGUCUUCCCGCCCGAGAAAACAACCACCAAGGAACCCGCGUGGCUGCAGGCCAUCGCCCGGGGCACCGGCGCCGACCUCCUGCACUCGUCCAAGGACGGCCGCCUGUUCCUGACCUCGCGCUACCUGGAGAACGGCCAGGGGGCCAUGAGCUACCUGGCCAUCAGCGUGGCAGACAAGGAGCCCUUGUUCCUCACGCCCAGCCAGGGAUCCCCUCCAGCCAAAGUCAAGGACUCCGACUGCAAAGAAGAAAGCUUGUCCUCAGCGUGUUGUUCGGAAGAGCGUGGCCGGAAGGGAGAGAGCACGAAGCAGAGUAACGGACCUGACAGACGAGGGCGCUGUACGGUUGCAGCCGAAGCACGGAGGGAGAGGACGGCCGAACCGCAACCCCCGUGUGGUCCGUCGGUCACGCAGCGAGAACGCCCGCCGGUGGUUCAGGCAUCCACGGCCUCAGCCCCGUCCGACAGGGCCCCCACUCUGGAAACGGCCGGAGAACGAAUGCCGUUGAAGGGUCACACGUUGCGGAAGAUUUUCAAAACCAUGUCUAACAUUUCAUCGCAGCAAACCACGUUUUCAUCGAAGUUCCAGGUCGGGAUGGAGCUCCGCACAGCAGCUGAUCCGUCUGCGACGGGCGAGGCCCGGGAGCAUGCGAACCUCGACGCCUCGAGACCGACUGUACUGCAAGUCAGGGCGACCGGGAAGAAGAACAGCCACCUGAACGAAGCCACCAGGGAACAGGACUCUCCCAGGGAGAGGUCCACGGAUGACAAGAGGCCUCGGAAUGUCUCUCUGCCGGCAGCUGGGAAGGAACCUGCUGUGAGCGUCCGGUCGAGCACGUCUGUGUCCCAGCACAGCUCGGCUCCCGGGACGAGCAGGAGUGGGGCGACAGUCGCGGUCAGCGUCCGCAGUCAGCAGGGCUGUGCCUCAUCGCGAGGCGUCUCUGCCGAGUUGGAGGCCAGCGCAGAGGAUUCUGAUCUUACAGAGCUGUUUGAGCGGCGCGGCGCGGCGGCGGAGCGUCGGGAGCUGCUGCGCCGGCUGGACAGCCUCGUGAGGCACACGGACGAGGUGCUGAGGGGCCGAGCGCCGCCCGGCCCCGAGCUGCUGAGCCAGCUGAGGCAGCUGGGCGUGAGGUACCAGACCCUGGUGAGGUCCCUGCCCGCCGACUCCCGGCCCCUCUGGCUGCUGCGGCUGCUCAGGGACAAGCUCCUGGGUCUGCGGCUCAAGUUUGUCAAGCGCAUGACCAAGUUGGACUGCAUCCACGAUGCGCUGCCAGCCAACCAGAAGCAGAAGAAACAUCAGCAUCAACACCCAGACUUAACAGAGCAGUUCCGAGCUGAGGAUAUUGAUCUAGAGUGGAGGGCCGAAGUGUUUCGAAUGCCAAGCCCAAAGGUUAUGUCGGACCUUAAGAAAACCUACCACACUGAAGUUGUCAACAGGUUCCUGCACUAUCUGGUUCAAGAGAAAAUUGCAAUCCUAAAAAAAUACCAGAGCAAGUUUAGCAAAAAGGAAAAACAUCUGAAAGCUGAGUUGCAACAGGAAAUUCAAAAGGGUUAUGAAAAUUAUAACGCCGUGCUGGCGGCGUGCCGGGAAGUGGACCACGUGCUCGGAGAGAUCAGCGAUGCCGUGGACGGCUGCAGGAAGUGUCCCGAGACGCAGAAGGAGAAGCAGCGGCUGCGGAGGCUGGAGGCCAAGUACGCGGCGAUGGCCCAUGAACUGAAGGACCAGGUCGGCAAGGCCUGUUCCACCCUGAAGUUUGAGACGCAGCGCUCUCGCAACCUGUGCGACAUGAUCGAGGCGGAGAAGAGGAGGCUGGAGCAGAUGGACCACACCUUCCGGGAGAGCAUGAGCAUGAAGGAGGCGCACAAGAAGGAACUGGAGGAGGAGAUCGUGCGUUUGUCUUGCGAGGUCGACACCAAGUACCAGAAUAUCAUCGACCUCAACGCGUACUUGUAGCCCUGGAUCAGGCGCCGGCUUCACCAAGCGAACUUGUUACAAAUUUUUGUGUGAUGUCUGUUAAGUUCUGUCUACAUUUCUGUUUGUUUAAUUAAUUAUAUGUGUAAUGCUGUCAUGACAAAAUGUAUGUAGCUUUACAAGCUUUUAUUUAUUAUAUGGGAAUAAAUCAUAUGACACGUUAAAUAACACACUAUAUGGUAAUCAUGCAUACUCACCUGAGAUUACUUUUGUAAGAUUUUAUGAACUCAAAAUAUAAAAUAUUAAAUAAAAA